Penicillium canescens is the source of this 1458-nucleotide messenger RNA. RefSeq lists its product as uncharacterized. The transcript is spliced from 4 exons. Gene Ontology annotation, cellular component: RNA polymerase II transcription regulator complex. The coding region runs from base 216 to 1049 and encodes 277 amino acids. Gene Ontology annotation, molecular function: transcription cis-regulatory region binding; DNA-binding transcription activator activity, RNA polymerase II-specific. NCBI's taxonomy places the organism in Eukaryota, Fungi, Ascomycota, Eurotiomycetes, Eurotiales, Aspergillaceae. The record is from RefSeq and is a predicted model, not a curated record.
AAAGCCCUGGAUCGCCCUCUGACUCAGAUUCCUUAAGUAAUCCCUCUCCUCCCUCCAACCUGCUUACAGCAUCGGAUCUGUAACUGCUUACCUCAUUGCCCUGCAUCUCGAUAUCAUUAGCAAAGAAGCCCUUUUUCGCUCGCAAUUCGUGUUGGAUUGGAUCGUGCCGUGCAGAGUCACUGUCCAAUUCCUUCUCCCACAGCUCACCUCGAUCCAUGCAGCCUGCACUUGCACCAGCGCCGCAUCCAAGCAUGCAGACCUCUGCUCAGGACCAUGCGGACCAGGUCCUGCAUGAUCAGCUUCUAGCUGCCCAGCACCACCUUCAGGGUGGCCGCCCUCAGGGCGCCCCUGGUCAGCAGCAGCAACUCCAGCCCAACACUGCUAGCCCUCGCGACCAGGCAAACAUUGAUCCCGCCAUCUCGGGCUCCAUGCUUGGUGCUCCCCAAACCCCUACCCAGCCACAGGGAUCUCCUCCCUCAGAUGGUGGCUCCAAGAGCUACGGCAAGCGUGAACUGUCUACCUCCAAGCGCGCUGCCCAGAACCGUGCCGCCCAGCGUGCAUUCCGUCAGCGCAAGGAAACUUACAUCCGCAAGCUCGAGGAAGAAGUCAAGAACAUUGAAACCUUCAAAGACACAGUGAAGCAACUGGCCGGCGAGAACUAUCAGCUCCGCGAGUACAUCAUCAACUUGCAAUCCCGUCUCCUGGAAUCUCAAGGCGAAGUCCCCGAGCUGCCAGCAAACAUCGACCUGACGCAGUCUCGCACCGCCGAGAUAGCCCUCGCCGCAGCUGGAGUCCAAAGCACCGGUUCCUCCUCUGUACCACCCUCCGGCCCGCAGCAGGGCCAGCAACAGACCAGCGUGACAGACGACAUGAACUCGCUGAACCGCAUUGCCGUCGCCGGCCUGGGCAUGCGCAAGCACCCAGACGAGAGCAACUUCCUCGGCAACAACUUCCAGCAGAACAAGCGCGUGCGCGCCGACGACAGCCAAGGCGAUGGCUCGGACCCUGUAGGCAAGCCGGAGACCCACGGUCUUCCAAUGGUGAACUAAAGUAUCUAUCUUCAUCUUCACCACUUGCCUGCCAAGUUCACGCGUUUGAUUGCCAACUUUCUUGCGAUCGCUUUUCGAUACCCGCGUCCUAUUUGUCUUUACUGCCUGUUAUCUAGCCCCGGUGGUACAUUUUCUAUUUUCCUUAUAAGGGCCCACCCUCUCUCAUGUGCCUAGCUGGAUCUCUCGGCUUUUUCAUUUUUCCUGCUAUCGUUCUCUUUGUUCUUUGCGUAAUGGUGUGUGGCGCGAACUUUGGUUUCAUCGUCUCAAUUUGAACCCAUUCGGUGGGUCGGUGGUGUUCUGAGAUUUUUCGACCUUUUCUUUUGAUGGUGUUGUGUUCGUGAGUGGAGUAUUUUUAAGCAUAUGUUUCAUACCUUCAAUGCAAUUAUCUUUUAUUUAAUUUGAAUUAGUG